This is a messenger RNA of Cladophialophora yegresii CBS 114405, 1077 nucleotides long. RefSeq lists its product as uncharacterized. The record is from RefSeq and is a predicted model, not a curated record. Lineage: Eukaryota; Fungi; Ascomycota; Eurotiomycetes; Chaetothyriales; Herpotrichiellaceae. Gene Ontology annotation, molecular function: metallopeptidase activity. The coding region runs from base 1 to 1077 and encodes 358 amino acids. The transcript is spliced from 3 exons.
AUGGUCACCCUUUUGCAUUUCUUUCUCCUCCUCCUCCUGAGCUAUCCGCUUCCCGCGCACGCUGCCCGCCCGUUCGUCUGGAUCGAACCAAUCGCCCCCGCGCCCUACAUCGAGUGGUUCCACGAGUCGUGGAAAGAAGCCAUCGUCCUCGCCAGAGCUGCGGCCCUGACGUUCCAGGGACCCUGCGAUCCGGUGUAUCAGCGGUAUUUCGAGGACGGAGGGACGAGCGGUCCAUCAUCGCCACCAGCAUCCUUGGUAAGACGCAUCUUCCAGCGCAUCGCAAAUAUCCCCCUAGACGCGCAGUACAACGCCCAAGACAUCCAGAGUCUGCUCUCCAACCAAGACAUUCUGGGGCUGUCGCCGCGGUUCGGGCGGAUGACGCUCGCGCUGGGCACGCCGCCGCACACACCUGACCCGUGGAAAAACUAUUGUGCAAAUCGGGGCAUCUCGGGGGCGUUUCUGUUCGGCGAGAACCGCGCCGACGCCACGGUCGUGGUGUGUGGCGCUGUGCUGGAGUAUCCUCUGGCGGCGGAGAUCUUGGCUGUCCCUCCGUGGGCAAGGAACGUGGAUGGCACGCCCCACGCUGGGUAUGGUUGCCGGGGGUUAGGUGAUCGCGAUACCGAGUUUAUGAUCUUCCCGGGGGCGUUCAUCCUGCAUGAGCUGAUACACUGGUCGUGGCUGCUUCAGGACCUCCCGCAAUGGCAAGACUUCAUCGCUGUGUUGCCCGCUUUUGGACUCCGACAGAUCGGAGACUUCGCCGGUACAGACCCUGUUAGCGGAUAUGGCGCGUAUAAUGCGAAGCGACUGAAGGAAAGAGCGCUUGGCAAUCCCGCCGACUUUGGAUCCUACCCGACACUCAACAAUGCAGACAGCUACAUGUGGUAUGCGCUCUCGAAGUACUGGGCCUGGACGUGUGGCGUGGACUUUGGCCCAGCGAGGGAUGAGUACGAUGACUUCCUUCGAACUCAGGAGGGCAAGGUUCCUGCGGUGCAGCCCCUGCCGGGUGGGGGGGACGCCAGUGACCGUCCGGAUCCAGGGAUGGUGGAUUUCGCACAUGGGUCGACUGGUGGCGGUUGA